Neltuma alba is the source of this 2040-nucleotide messenger RNA. Its product is annotated as probable disease resistance protein At4g27220. The transcript is spliced from 2 exons. The coding region runs from base 1 to 2040 and encodes 679 amino acids. Gene Ontology annotation, molecular function: ADP binding. The record is from RefSeq and is a predicted model, not a curated record. NCBI's taxonomy places the organism in Eukaryota, Viridiplantae, Streptophyta, Magnoliopsida, Fabales, Fabaceae.
AUGGCAUGCCCUGGGGAAGGUAUUUUAACAGAUCUUGCCAAGAGAUUGGUAGAUAAAACCAUAAAGGAAGUUACUUACUUUCGUCAUUUCGAGACUCAUGAUCACGAGUUUGACGAGGACAAUCAACUUUUGCGUAGAAGAUUAGAGAAAGUUCGAAAGGAUAUUGACGACGCCAACAUUAAUGCGCAAGAAGUUGACGGUGAAGUUCAAGAUUGGAUAAAGAAAGCUGAUAAACUAAUUCAAAUGAAUGCUGAAGUUAGGCAAACAAGGUUUGAUAGCUGUUCUUUUCUUAGGAAAUAUCGACAAGGCAAGAUAUUGGCACAGAGGGCGCAAGUCAUUAAAAGUCACAUCCAAAAUUAUAAAAACUUUGAAGGAGUAGCUCGUCCAAGUAAACUUCCAGGUAUGAAGUACCAUGCUUCAAAAGACUUCAUUGAUUUUGAGAGCAGGAAGACAAAAUUCAAGGAACUUUUGGAUGCAUUAGAAGAUGGAAAUCAUUACACGAUUGGAUUGCAAGGGAUGGCGGGAACGGGUAAAACCACAUUGGCAACACAAGUGGGAAAGCAAGUUGAAGAAUCCAAAGCAUUUGAGAAAGUCAUCUUUGUUGUUGUGUCCAGUUCUCCAAAUGUCAACAAGAUUCGAGGCGAUAUUGCAAGGCAAUUAGGUUUGGAUUUAGAUCAAAGAAUUGAAGCAGAUCACUCAAAACAUUUGUGGUCUAGAAUUUCUAAUAAUGAAAAAAAGUUACUCAUAAUAUUUGAUGAUGUGUGGGAGAAGCUGGAUCUAACUGAACUUGGGAUUCCAUCUGGACCUGAUCACAAGAAUUGCUAUGUUUUGAUAACCACUCGUCAUUCAAAAGUUUAUCAACAAAUGAUAUGCCAAAAAGUAGUUCACCUACACACAUUGGGUGAUGAGGAUGCAGUGCGUCUCUUUCUGUAUCAUGCUAGAAGUUGUGAUGCUGAUCAUCCUUCAAGGAAUGAUUUAGAGGGUCUUGCACGAGCUUUUGUGAAGGAGUGUGGAGGAUUACCAAUUGCAAUUGUGGCACUAGCUAGCACAUUAAAAAAUUGGCCUGUUGCUGAAUGGAUUGUGGCUUUGACAACUUUACAAGAUAAUAAGCCAAUUGUUGAUGUCGAUAAAGAAUUGGUGAAUGUUUAUAAUUGCUUGAAAUUAAGCUAUGAUAAAUUAAAUAAUGAGAAGGCCCAAAAGCUUCUUUUAUUGUGUUCUAUAUUCCCAGAAGACUAUGAAUUUCCUAUAAAUCUCAUUAUUAGAAUUGGUAUAGGGUCAGGAAUUUUUGGGGAAGUUAACGAAUAUUGUGCAGCACGAAGCAAACCACUUGCAGUGAAAAAUGAACUUAUAGCUUCUUCUUUGCUACUGAAGGUUGAGAAUAAAGAAUGUGUAAAGAUGCACGACUUGGUUCGUGAAGUAGCUCAAUGGAUAGCGAAGGAUGAUAUUCAAGUGAUUAUGAAUUCAAGAACAACUUUUGAAGUAAGUAAGCGAUUUGUGUUUUGGAGUAUUGAUGAUUUUCCUGAUCAAUUUGAUGGUACGAAGGUUGAGAUUUUACUUCUUUGGAUAAGUGAAAAUGCUUUGAAAAAAGAUGCAAAUGCAUUCUUUGCAAGGAUGUCAAACCUCAAAAUUCUGUUUUUGCUCGGUCAAUAUGACAGAAGAGUUCCCACUCCGUCAUUGUCGCAAUCACUUGUUUCAUUAAAGAAUAUUCAAACUCUUAUCUUGGAUGGUUGCGAAAUAGGAAACAUUUCAGUUUUGAAGAAUUUACAAGGUCUUGUGACACUUGGGAUGGAAAAUUGUCUAAUUAUUGAAUUAUCCCAAGACAUCAUGGAACUGAAGAUGUUGAGAUUGUUGGGAUUUAAGAAGUGUGGAAUUCAACAGAACAAUCCCCUUCAAGGAACUGCAAAAUAUAUUCUUAGACGCAAAUCUCAAGCUACCUCAUCUGAGGGUAUUGGAAUUGAAAGAUUGCCCAAUGUUCCAACCAUCAAUUUUCAAACCCUUUUUUGCUCGAAGUCUUGGGAAAUUGGAAGAAUUAAUAGUUGA